UGGUGCAACAGCUAAAUGACGACGAUCCAGAUCGAAGGUUGCAAUUUUGUGAAUGGAUUCAGGAGAUGGUGAUACGUAAACCGGGAUUUAUGGGUAGCAUCAUUUGGUCGGAUGAAGCCCAAUUCAAACUUAAUGGAACUGUCAAUAGGCACAAUUGUGUUUACUGGUGUGAAGAAAAUCCUCACAUUACAAUUGAAAAAGCUGUAAAUUUGCCUGGUGUAAAUGUGUGGUGCGGUUUGUCUUCAAGGGGACUCAUUGGACCUUUUCGAUUUGAAGGCACUGUAACUGGUAUUAAUUACCUAACAAUGCUUGCUGAUUCCAUAUUUCCUGCCAUUCGUGCAUUAUACGAUAAUGAUGAUUUUUAUUUUCAACAAGAUGGUGCUCCGCCGCACUAUCACAGGGACGUACGAGCUUACCUGGAUCAAAAUUUGCCGGGCCAGUGGAUAGGACGCAGGGGGCCAAUCGAGUUUCCACCACGCUCUCCAGACCUUACACCACUGGAUUUCUUCUUGUGGGGCACAGUAAAAGAUGAGGUGUACAAACGUAAACCACGUAACCUAGACAUUCUUUGGAAUGAGAUUCAAGCAGUGUGUAGAGAAAUCUCAUUGGACGUUUUGAUACGAUGUACAGAAUCUGUGGUGACUCGUACUCAGAAUUGUAUUGAUGCUGCAGGUCACCAAUUUGAACAGUAUUAACAUUUGUUAUUUAUGUUUCAUUUACAUUGGACUUUCAGCUUUCUAUUUUCCUGAAAUUUAACUUUGUAGAACGGUAAAUAAAUUUUCUAUGGAAGUUCAAAGUGUGUAUACAUUUUUUUGAAGCACCCUGU
Centruroides sculpturatus (bark scorpion) is the source of this 826-nucleotide messenger RNA. RefSeq lists its product as uncharacterized. The transcript has a single exon. The record is from RefSeq and is a predicted model, not a curated record. NCBI's taxonomy places the organism in Eukaryota, Metazoa, Arthropoda, Arachnida, Scorpiones, Buthidae. Gene Ontology annotation, molecular function: nucleic acid binding. Bases 66 to 695 code for a protein of 209 amino acids.